Molecule: messenger RNA, 2797 nt
Organism: Erythranthe guttata (spotted monkey flower)
Lineage: Eukaryota; Viridiplantae; Streptophyta; Magnoliopsida; Lamiales; Phrymaceae
Source: RefSeq, a predicted model, not a curated record
UUUAAGUAACUCACAAAGCCAUAUAACAGAACUCUGUUAUCAAACAUAACGUGCAUGUGUGUACCUCGAGGGUUUUUCCUUCCUAUUUCUUCCUCAGCAGUCAGCGAACUAUCAAUUUUCCAUAUUGGCGGUCAUUUUUCUUCGAUUUUUUUCUCUCCGUUGCUCAAAUACAAAGUACUGUGCUCUGCCUCUACAGUUAACUUCAUUUUGCAGUUGCUAGGGUUUAACAUUCGCGUAUUUCAAUUUUCCGAAUCAACAGGUAGAUGAAAGGAGAAGCAUGACCAGCGAAGGUGAAGAUCGAAGCUUGGUUGAGCCGUUAGGGUUGGAAGGAACCGAAGAUGAGUUUUCCAAGUAAUUAAUCUCACGACGCUUUUCUAAUUUUCAUUCCGUAUUAUUCUUCGCUGUGUUCAAUUGCAAAAUUGUGAUUCAUAUUAUUCAUGGAAAAUCAAGCGUUGGUGAUUGUUUUAGCGAAUCUGUACUCAGAUUUUGCAUUUUUUCAUUUUGCAGAGGCGGAAAGUUGAAAAUUAAGUAUGUAAGAGAUUUGCUUUUGAAAUUUAUUGAAGUCGAAGUUUGCCGCAAAUUACCUAGAGAUUUUGACCCGUUAAUUCUGAGGUAAGAAUUUUUUUUCUCCUCUAUGCUAAUUUUGUUCUGGAUAGCUUUGUGAAUUGUGCAACAUUAUUAUAAUCAUUAUCGAUUUUCUGUUGCUCGGAGCCAGCUGCCUAAUAUAUGCGUGUUGACGCGUCGAAUUCAGAAACCUCUGUAGAUAGUAUCGACUUUCGAAUGUUAUACUAAGAACUUAGUGAUCUUGGUGGAGAAUCUGAUGAUGCGAUGGAACACGGAAGGCUGUCUGGUAAACCAUCUCCUUGUGAUCCGUUACCAUCUACCAGAUCGUGGUUGGGUUUCCCUAGUGAAAAAAUGGAGGACAACCAGAGUAAACGGAGUCACUGGCUUGGAGAUUGUAGUUCAGCGAUGAGUGAUGCCGUGUGUCAGCAAGUACCUCCGAGAUCUAGAUAUUUUGCUGAGAUUUUGAGUCAACCGAUCCAAAAAGAUGAUCUGAAUCAACUUAAAAAGAGUGAAAACCCUUAUCUUCCUCCCCAUCUUAAUAAGAAGAUGCAGAAAACAUUGGAUACUUCUUCUGAACUUGGGUCAGAAUCCUCGGAAUAUUCCUCCUCACCAAAUGAUAGCAUUACAGAAAGUGACAAAUCUGGGUAUAGGUUUCCUCUUGCAAGAGUAGAUGACUCGCUGAAAAUGCAGGAAACUUUGGAUACUUCUUCUGAACUUGGAGCACAAUCCUCGGAAGAUUCCUCCUCACCAAAUGAUAGCAUUACAGAAAGUGACAAAUCUGGGUAUAGGUUUCCUUUUGCAAGAGUAGAUGACUCGCUGAAAAUGCAGGAAACUUUGGAUACUUCUUCUGAACUCGGAGCAGAAUCCUCGGAGGAUUCCUCCUCUUUGCCAAAUGAGUCUAACCAUAGAGCUCCAGCUAUUAGCACUACAGACAAUGAAAAAUCUGGGACUGGGUUUACCCUUGCAGGAAUAGACGACUCAGUGAAAAUGCAGGAAAUUUUGGACCCUUCUUCUGAACAUGGAGCAAGAUCUUCGGAGGGUUCCUCUUUUUCACCAAUCGAGUCAAACCAAAGCGGUUCAGUUGAUAGCAUUACAGAAAAUGACAAAUCUGGGUAUGGUUUUCCUCUUGCAGGAGUAGAUUACUCGGCGAAAACAUUGUUUGGUGAAUUUGAGGCCACUUGGGUGGACAGUGACGGAAGGGGAACAGUUGAUUGCAACAAUGAGCUUGUGCUGGGAAUCCUUGAGAAUGAUGAAUUUAUAUAUGACAAAUAUUGGGACGAAAUUUUAGAUAUUAUCGAACUGCAGCUAGAGCCAGAGCGCUUGCCGUCACCCACCCCUGAAAACAAGCCUGAUUCAGAAGUUAAAAAGUUGUUUUCUGAUGAGGAUAGUUCGAUUCCAUUAGACCACUCGACAUUACCUGCAAGUCUGAAUUUGGAUUCUUCGAACAAUACCAGUUCUGAAACUGAAAUCAUUUGGCCGGAUGAAGAUAGCUUAAUUCUGAUCUCUACUGAUAAGGUGACAUCAAAUAAGGCAGUUAACAUGGGAAAGAAUUCAGUAUCUCCAAAUUUUACCAAGUCUGGAGAUAAAUCUACCUCACACGGUUGUAAUGCUCAAUCGCUUCAUAACUUCUCAGCCUCGGCAACUCAAGGGAAACCAUAUCCUCAGCAAUCUUACUCUCGGAGAUUUACUGAAAUGUUUGGACCAGAGAUGCCCUUACCCUGUCUACCGAAGAAUUUCCGUCCAAAGUCCAUGCUUCGCAGUACCUUCCCUUUCACAUCCAAUCAUAAUCGCUACGGUUAUCCUAAUUUUCCUUUCCAAUCUUUCCAGGAAAAUAAUUUCACCAACACAAAAGCUAAUGAUCCCUUUGUUCAGUAUUCACUGUUACAUCAACCAAAACCUGAAAUGAACACAAAGCAGUUCUCGAGCUGGCCUCCACAACGAGCAAUCUAUCAUGGCUUUGGAAAUUAAACUGCAGUUGCCCUGGAACUUGCCAUUGUAUGGAGAGCUCAACUCUGAGGCACCUGUUUGGCACAUCGUAUGGUUACUAGGUCAACGAUCAAUUUGAUGGCAGUGUGGUAAUUUUCAACCCAUUCGAAUAGAUACAUGUUGACUCCUUUAUGCAUAAUAGCUAGUAUGAACAGUGACAGUAAAUCGAAACUAUAACAAUAACUGGAGCUCGUGCAAAACGACUGUAAUUCUCUGUACAGCAAUCCUUCGGACUUGUUUUGCAGCA